Colossoma macropomum (tambaqui) is the source of this 4421-nucleotide messenger RNA. RefSeq names its product coiled-coil domain-containing protein 92. NCBI's taxonomy places the organism in Eukaryota, Metazoa, Chordata, Actinopteri, Characiformes, Serrasalmidae. The coding region runs from base 470 to 1345 and encodes 291 amino acids. The record is from RefSeq and is a predicted model, not a curated record. The transcript has 4 exons.
UCUCGCGCGUGCACGGCUCUCGUGCUCCGGUCACGGCGCCUCUCUGCGCCUCCAGAAAACACUGCGCGUCCUCUGAUAUCCGAGAUGUGCAGGAAAAUGGCAGCCUACUGCACGUUUACGGUUCAUUAUUUUAACACGGCGGUGACUUUUCUUCGUCAAAUCGUGUAGGAGAGAAGAGGAGAGCACGGUGGACGCCGCGGAAUCCGGUUCUCGUAUUCGCUCCUCGACCCCCGGCUUAACCUUGCUUGUCAUGUUGAGGUCUUCGUUCUUCUGCUUGGCUGGAUAUCGAUCGAAACGUCGCAUCUCCUCGAAGGAUGCCGUCAGUGCGAGAGAGCAGGCUUCACCCGCGCUGUGAAGGGAGGAUAAAUCCCAGCAAAGCUUCUCUGGAAACGCGUUCAUUCAUUCCUCGCGUGAUUCGCUGAAGCUUUGUUUAUAUCGUUUGGAGAUCAGUAGUCUUUAGCCUGCGGUGAUGGAGAGCACGAGGUCACAGGUGGUGAUGGACAGGAGUGCGCUGGCACGGCAGGUGGAGAGCGUGGAGAGGAGUAUCGUUUUCCUGCGGCAGGAGCAGCUGACCCUUCUGCACGGCUUACACCUGGAGAUCCUGUCCCUGCAGAAACGCUGCACAGAACUGACCCACGAGCUGAACAUGAAACCUCCUGGCAAAAGUGAAGCAGAGGUGCGAGAGGAAGAGGAGCAGCUGGAGGCGCGCUGCCGGGAUGUGGAGGGCAGGCUGCAGGAGCAGCAGCAAUCGCAGUGCGAGCUCCGGACAGAGCUGACCCACAAGGGGGCACUGGUGGGUGCGCUGCGAGCCAGCCUAAAGGAGAAAGAGCGCCGCUUUCUGGAGGAGCUGAAGCGCCGCAGCCACAGGAGCACAGCGCUGAAUGCUGAGCUGCAGAAACAGACUGAGGCCGCCGCCUACCUGUCCUUUCAGCUGCAUGCAGCCAGGCAGAAACUGCAGCAGCAGAGAAGGAAGCAAGCCGCUUUGGAGAAGCUUCCAGCUUCAAUUGCAGAAAAACCUUCAACACACAGCCAGCCACAGCAAAUCCCAAGUGUCAAACCCAAGCGCCGCAGCGGUUCUAGACCGUCCUCUCACCUUCGGGCUGAACGGGCCAGAGAGUGCGUGCCUCGAGAGAGAGUGACAGGCCCAGAGGAGCCCACGGCCAUGCCGGACCCCGCGCUCUUCCUCCGUCCACGAAGGUCAGCCUCUCGGCCAAGACAUCUACACACGCAGGGGGCAGUCGGCGGAGAGCAGUCGGAUGAACCAGAUCAGGGAGACUCAGCGAGCAGGCUGGUUACCACGGCCACUGUAGCUACAGCAGCUGCCGCUGAGAGCAAGGCGGACUGACUCUGCCAUCCUCCUGCUUUAUCACCCGCAGGACCUGCCUGCUUCUUUCAAUGCUGUUUACCUCUGUGAACUGAAAAAACCUGUUUGUAACAGUGGUAGACAUGUUUUUCUAUAUUUGCCAUGUGAUUUCAUUCCACUGGACUUACACCUAACGUGUUAAAGGAACAGUUCAGUGAAAAAGUUAAUGCACAUUUUUUCCCUUAACUCAAAUGUAAUUGUGCAGCUGAGACAUUUGGUGUCUGAAGUUUGCCUCUUUAAUUUUGUGCUGGAGCUACAAACAAAAAUCUCAAAUGGACUAAUACAAAAAACAAUGUCAUACAGUAUCAGAAACCACAUAAGUACGUCUGUUUGAGAUUGGGUAACAGUGCAGUUCAGUUUCAGUCAGGCAUUUGGUGAUUUAAGCAUAUAGUUUGAUGCUAGUGAUAUUAAUCGCAAAUAAGCAUCCAUUACUUGUUAGCUGCAUUGAAGGCAAAAUCCUCAGACUGUUCAAGAUGUCUGCAUAAGAAACUUACACUUCACAAUGGUGAUGAUAGGAACCAGGCAUAGUUUCCAAGUGUUUAAUGCCUCUAAAAGCUACCUCACAGAGAGCUUUACAGGAAAUAGUUAGGAAUAUGUUGCCUAAUGCCUGAUACAUGGUUUUGUGAUAGUUUUGAGGUAAGAUUUACACUUAAAACUUAUUUUUUUAAAGAGUAGACAUCAUCACCCCUGGUUUUAUCAUCUUUAUUGUAAAGAAAUCCGAGUUGGCACAUCUCUCAUUAAACCACUCUGAAUGAUUGAGUUGUGCAGACAUUUUGAAAAAUCUUUAGGAUUCCUCUAAAUUCCUCUUGUAGCUCCAACACAAACGUAAAGAAGCAAACUUUGAUCAUCAAAAAAACCUUGGCUGAUUGACCAUAUUUAGGAUGAGGGGAAAGACAUGUAAAUUUGACUUUUUACAGAAUUAUUCCUGUACUUAAUGGAAUGAAAAGAUUUAUGCUUUAGUUCUUGUUGCGCAAAAUAUAGUGCAUUGGUAUUAAUGGCCAGUGGACUGGCUAUGGUACACAGCACUGCUGUGUGGUUCUGCCUUGCCUUAGGAAGGACAGCCAUAGGGCAGCUUGUAGUUGUCCAUAUGGUAAUGUGUCUUUGUCUUUUGGUUCUAUGACUUCUGUUUGACUUGGUUAUUUCUUUCUCGUAUACUCUUGCUGUUGUGCACAGAGGUUAGUCAUGUUUGUUGUCAUUUCUGUUCCAUAUCUCCACGUAUCAACACACUUUUAUUAACUGUGCUACACUGCAGUGCAUGCAGAUUUGAUCACUGUAAUUUCAUUCUCAACUUUUGGCCUUUUGCUCAUAAAUAAUAACCAGUUGCUUAAUCCAAAUAGGGAAAUAGGUAGAACCGUCAGGGGUGUUUUUUUUAUGAGGUUUGGUACGUAAUUAGAGAACGCGUGAGUCUUUGUGUUCGUUCAUAGAUGUGACCGGUCAGGGCCUGACCGAUAUACCAAUUAGCAGAUAUCGUGGUCCCACAGAUUUGUCUGUAGCACCAUGAUAAAGCACUGAUAUUUAUCGGAUAAUUUUGUAUUUCAGUGACAUCUGAUGUGAGGAAGAACAUUCAUGUCUAAGGAUUUAAUGGCAAUAUGCUCAGAAAAGCAUAUUAUUACAUAUUGGGUUGUUAUUUAUCAUGAUACUGAUAAAUAUUGUCAUAUUGCCUAGUUCUACUUUAUACUGGUGUACCAGUCUUUAUAGAGACCACUAAGCUGAUUGUCAGCCUCAUGCUGUUCACAUUUGCUACAGUGAUAUGCGUACUGGUACAUUUGAACACUUUGGCAUGAGAAUAAAAUGUUAUGCCUUCAAUAAAGACAAGAGAUGAAAAAUAAGCGCUAAUUAACAGAAAACAGCAAAAUCAUUAAGAAUGCUAGGAAGCUCUGCCCCCUGUGCUGCAAUAUUUAGCCCAUUUCUGACUGUAGCUUUCUGUUGUUUGAGUUUAAGAUGUGAUAAUAAAUAACUGAUGAUUAUAUCUGACAAUUUACAGUUGACAACUAUUUUAUAUUAUAUAUUUAUGCAGUUAUAUUAGUUAGUAAAACAAAAAGUUUAACUAAAACGUGUGAAAUUUAGUUUAAUUUUUACCCAGAUUGACUUAUAUUUGACAUUAUUAGCCUAUAUUAACUUAUACUGGAAAUUUUAUUAAUUAAAAUCAGUGUCAACAUUUUUCAUACCAGUCGGGCCCUACAGGAGUCGGGUCAUUGUCAGAAAGUUGCCCAUAAUCGGUCAGAAGCUCAGCCCUGAUUGAUCCAAGAACUGUUCAUGAUCUUAAAUCCCAUACAUAAUCUGCCCUAGAGCAAAGCAGGCAUGCAGCACAAGUUACUGUGUUGAUGCUGCCUGGUUAAAAGUGAUGGCAUGAAGGCACCUGCCCAAGUCAGCUCCUUCUUUUAAAAGAAAAAAGCAUUGUAUGUAAUUCAUGAGAAAAGUAGUUUCUAAACCUAAUCUCAUGACUUUAAAUUGGUUGUCAUGUCCUAAUAGUGUUCCUUUCUCAACUACUUGAUGGCUCUGUUGUGUGACAUAUAGUCCUAUAUGAUGUUAUGCAGACAUGACAUCAAAUAGGAUUUUAAGAGUAUACUGCUUGUACUAGCCUUGCGAUAUGUAGAAUGUUCCAUAAUGUCGUAGGACAGGCUAAUAAGAUAGAUUUGAAGCUUAGAUGGUGAUAGCAUGUGAAAACCUCUCUAAAAACAGUUCACAAAGGCAGCUGUCCUGGGGCAGGCACAUAUUAAACCUAGUAAUAUGGAGAAUAUCCUUACACAGUGUAAUUUAAUCUGUGGAAAAUCAGCUGUUGGUACUGUGGAGAGCUCUUGUUUCUGAAUGCACAAAAGUUGCUUGCGUUAAGCUAAAAGACCACUAAAGCCCAGUCUGGUGAUUGUGGCUCUUUUCAGGGCCUGUGUUUUAGGUUUAGUAAAUGUACUUGCACUGUAUGUCUAUAACAAACUCUUGUAUUGGAACAGUGCAGAGAAGGAGAGGUUGUGCUUUACUGUGUGUUAUAUAAUGACAAUACUGACCGUUAACAUAUCAUGUUGUUGAUAAUAAGGUUUAUUUUAUUGAAGUUUUACAUUAU